Messenger RNA from Colletotrichum destructivum, 3099 nucleotides. Its product is annotated as Putative Galactose-binding-like domain superfamily. The transcript is spliced from 3 exons. The record is from RefSeq and is a predicted model, not a curated record. The coding region runs from base 1 to 3099 and encodes 1032 amino acids. NCBI's taxonomy places the organism in Eukaryota, Fungi, Ascomycota, Sordariomycetes, Glomerellales, Glomerellaceae.
AUGCCUUCCAUCGUUCGCUAUUAUAGCAUCCUCAUCGUUUUCGGUGUCUGCAAGGCCCUUGCAUCAUCAGGAUGCACCGAAAAACAGGACCAUUUCCGCGACCCCCCUUCGAGACAACGCCCGAGAUUCAGAUACUGGCUUCCAGAUGCCAGUGUUGAUCCUGAUGUUGUGAAAGCGGAUAUCAAGUCUGCCGGAAGUAUUGGAGCUGGCGGCGUAGAGUUUUUGCCGUUCUAUAACUACGGAGGGGAGCUCGGAGGGCCUCCUUUAGGGGUCGACUGGUCUACCUAUGGGUUCGGCACACCGGCAUACCUUCAACUCUUCACCACGGCGUUAGAGGCUCACAAGGAGGGUGGCAUGGCAAUGGACUUCUCACUUGGUCCAAAUCAAGGGCAGGGUAUUCCAGCUCAUCAUGAUGAUGAAGGACUACAGUGGGAUAUGGUUACAACCGCCCAAGAGCUUUCUUUCGGUGUAACUUUUAACCAAACGAUUCCGGGCUGGGGGGGAGGCGAGCUUGUCGCCGCCAUCUCGGCUAUCGUUGUCUCCCGCAAAAACGUUUCUUACAAUGUAACGGCGAUUACCGGACUCUCGACGGUGACUUAUGAGGACCUCAUAUUGAAGAAUGGGUCACUUGAGGACGUGACAAACAUGGUAUCCGAAGAUGGCAGUCUACUGCUGGAGGUCCCUGAAGCAUCGCCAGGUGGUCUGGGGUACGAGCUUUUCUUUUUCUACCAGAAGCUCUCGCAUAACCAAAACGUUCACUUUUCCUCCAACACAACUGGUUCCAUUUGGGACAACGGAUCUUACGUGGUAGAUUACUUCAGUGCCCGGGGUGCUCAGAAGGUUCAAGAUUUCUGGGAGCACUACGUCUUGGUCGACAACGUCAAGGAACUUCUAAAAGAAACGGGCAAUUACGGAUGGGAAGAUAGUCUGGAGAUCAAAUCCAAUGUCUCAUGGACCCCGACUCUGCCUACACGAUUUAUCGAGGUUUUCGGCUACGACCUACGCCCUUAUCUCCCUCUCAUCGCGUUCGGCAACAACAACAUCAACAUUCAGAACAAUUCGCCUAGGAGUAUCCAGUGCAAGCUGGACACACCAGACCAAGGAGAAGGGUAUGUUAACGACUAUCGAGCGGUUUUGGCAAAAGGGUAUCAAGAGUACCUGGCAACUCUGUCGCGGUGGCUGCAAUCUUUGGGACUCGGACUUUCUUCACAGCCUUCCUAUAACAUGCCCAUGGACAUGGAGGCAUCCAUACCGUUGGUCGACGCUCCAGAAUGCGAGAGUCUCCAAUGGCAUGACAAUGUGGACGGCUAUCGACAGUUUUCGGGCCCAGCGAACUUGGCUAGAAAGAAGGUCAUCUCCAAUGAGUUGGGUGCUAUCUCUGGUAGAGCUUACAGCCUCACCAUCCCAGAGUUGCUCUUCGCCAUGAACCGAGCUGUUUCUGGCGGUGUCAAUCAGUUCGUGAUCCACGGACAAUCAUACACCGGCAACUAUCCCCAGACGACAUGGCCCGGAUACACCGCCUUCAUCUACUACAUUUCUGAGCUAUACUCGGCAAAGCGUCCCGACUGGGACCAUGGUUUUCACGCAGCGUUGGACUACAUGGCAAGAAUUCAACACGUUCAGCAGAAAGGGAUUCCAAGAACCGAUGUCGCAUUUUACAACAAACAAACUGUCACUGAUCCCAACAUGGCGACGCUAUAUCGAUUCGAUGAUCUCACCAAACAAGGUAAGAAGUGUUUGACGCUAUUGAGCUUUGCAAUUUACAGGCAACUGAUGCUUUUUUUAACAGGAUGGUCGUACGCAUAUUUGUCGCCUGACAACUUCAAUCUGCCACAGGCCUACGUCGAGGACAAUCUGCUCGCACCCGCCGAUGCAAGGUUUCAAGCUCUAGUUGUGCUUGGCUCUCAGAACGUCACCCAGAACUCUCUCGCUCAGCUGAAGGCCUUUGCGGAUGCCGGCUUGCCGGUCAUCGUGGCGGGUGGCGUUCCGGCGCAAUACGCAACCCAAAAUCGGACUGCUACUGAUGAACGGCUUUUCAAUUCGUCUUUGGCAAAUUUGCUGCAGCAUAAGCACGUAAAACAGGUUCGAGAGGGCGAGAUUUCCCAAAGUCUGGAAUCUUUGGGUCUCAAGCCACGGGUGGGUGUUCGCACAAACGGUACUUGGUACACCACUUGGCGUGAGGAUGCAGCAGAUGGCAUGAGCUACGCUUACAUCUUCGGCGACACCGCGGCGGCAUCUGGUGAGGUCGUUGUUGAAGCCACCGGCAUACCCUACUUCUUCGAUCCCUGGACAGGCACACGUGAGCCGGUUCUAUACUACAAGAUCGAGGUACAUACGACGGUCAUACCACUCAAGCUUGCUGGGAAUCAAACCAAGAUCAUUGCAUUCUCUCAGACCCCAAUCGAAAAUGUUCAAGUUCCCAAGUCCUACGCAACGAAAUUGUCAGAAAACGUUAUCGGAUACAACGUAACUUUUAACGGCGUUCUGCUCCAUGUUGCCACAGCUCCAAAAUCUACACUCCUAACGCUGUCCACGGGGAAAACCGUUCAACAUGAGAGCAAAGCUCCAGAGCCAUUCGAGCUAAAGACUUGGGAGCUUGUGUUAGAACAUUGGGAAGCCCCGAGAAACAUGAGCGACGCGACAAUCGCGGCUGUCAAGAGCAACACGACGCAUCAGCUCAGCAAUCUGGUAUCGUGGACCGAGAUCGAUGCUGCAGCAAAUGCUUCUGGAGUGGGCUACUACCACACCAACUUCACUUGGCCUCCAGGCUCAGUCCAAGACAACAGUGUCUCGCUGGGGGCAUACAUCAGAUUUCCUCCAGUCUUGAAUGCUAUCACGGUGUACAUAAAUGGAGCCCGCCUUGCUCCCUUGGAUUGCGUGGAUCCUGUCGCUGACAUUACUCAAUACCUGAUCAGUGGAAGCAACGAUGUUGUCGCAGUGGUGCCAAGUACGAUGUGGAAUUAUCUCCGCAGUAUCUUGCCAGAUAUUAGGAGCAGUGGACGGCAGUUUUUGCAACUGGAAACAAUUCCCAAGACUGAAAAUGGGCUUGUUGGUGUGGUCAGUGUCGUUCCUUUUGAGUUUCUGCACAUUGUGCCUUGA